AUGAGAAUAGCUCGGCCUCGAUCCCCCGAGUCUUUCAAAUAUGUGCACAGCUGUGAUCUCAACGCCUUUGUACAGAUUAUGAUAUGUGAUUUGUCAGGGGUAUUUCGUGAUCCUACCGAUCCUACUCGUAAACUGAGGGACCUGCUCGUUGAGGCUACAGUAUACUGUGAAGGCGAAAAAGUUGGGUUUCCCGUCUCCACCGCCUACAGCCCGCGCCCGGCAGCGGCACGCGAGCAGCUGAUCCACUCGUUUGGCCAAUGGUUGACGUUGCCAGUCAGAUACUGCGAUCUGAGCCGUGACGCAUACGUCCACUUCACCAUCUGGGAACAUCUGACGAAGGAGGAAGACGAAUUCACGACUUGUGGCUCGGCAUCCGGGUUCCCAAACACAUUGGUGGCCCAAGCGACGAUGCACUUCUUCUGCGAACGCGGCGUCUUAAAGCGGGAUACGAUUGAGCUGAGGGUGCAUCCCGGCGGUACCCCCGAUCAUCGGGCCAAUUGGGAAGAGCGAGAGGAAUGGGUUGGGCAUUCGUUGAAAAGUGAUGAAGCCGCUCAUCUCUACCAAUCCUGUGCUGUCUACAAGAGCAUGAAAGAGCGAGGUACGAGACACGACGAGGACGCUUGGCUGAGUCGUAUUUCCUUCAUGCAGAUAGAACGCUUAAAAACGGGCCACCAACAAGCCCUCCGUGAUCUAUUCUUGGUCGUCAAAAUGUCCUACAUAAGACAUGGUGAUUAUUGCUACGAUGUUGUGUAUUACGAGAGAAGCUCGACGGAGACGCGCCUUUGCCUGUCCACCGUCCAGACGGGCGUUGACCUAUGGCGCGGCGGUGAUGCUGAAAUCGGAUUGGAGAAUCUGAGCGAAGCCAAGCACACGCAAAUGGCUCGUUUCAUCGGCUCGACGCAGAACGCGAAGAGUUUGAAGCCGAACCGGGAGGCAAAGGCAAAGCUCGAGCAACUAUUACAGCAUCCUUCUUCAUUGCCGCUGACUUUCGAGCAGAGAGACUUGGUCUGGAAAUUCCGCUAUUUCUUACAACGUGAAAGUCGAGCCCUGACUAAGUUUGUACGGUCCGUAAACUGGGAGAACGCCGUAGAAGAGCAACAAGCCCUGGAGCUGCUCAAGGAUUGGCGGGCCAUUGAAGCCGAAGACGCGCUCGAGCUUCUAUCCCCUUCGAUCACCCACCCGGCCGUUAGAGGGUACGCCGUGUCGCGGUUGAUCGAAGCGACUUCUCACGAGAACAUCAUCCUCUUCUUGCCGCAGCUUGUUCAGGCCCUAAAAUACGAGCCUCAGCAGGAUGCCGUCAUCCACAGCUCCACCUACAUCAAUAGCGGAUUACUUGCCGCGGCGACUGCGGAAAUGGAUGGAGGCGGAAUGCGACAAGAACAUUGGGAUAUUCCAACGGAACAUCUGGCUUCUGUGCUGAUAAAGCUGGCGCUGACUUCCAUGACGAUGGCCAACUUCCUCUACUGGCAUCUCAAAGUUGAAGCCGAGGUCACGAAGAAUACGGAGAAUCCAGAAGAGUCAGCGAUGUACGAACAGAUUCUGAAACGCCUUUUUGACGAGCUACAAAAGGCCUCCCCACUGUCCGCCCAAUCAGCGCAAGCGAUAAAAUUACAACAACAAUGGGUGGAAAACUUGCAAAAAGUUCUCAGCGAAUCGAAGGGUGCCGGCGGGGAUAUAAAGUACAAAGAAAAGAUCCUGCGCACCAACUUGCUAAAAGCAAAAACAUUGAGCGAUCAAGAAAUCCGCGGCUUGGUGCUGCCGCUCGAUCCGAACUAUCGGAUCGAAGGGAUGCUGGCUGAAUCGGCGAACAUCUUCAACUCGAAGGCGAUGCCGAUGAAGCUGACGCUGCGAGUGGCCAGCCAGAUGGCGUUGACUAGCCGGAGUCCACAGCCCGAGGAGUACACCUUCAUCUUCAAGCAGGGCGACGAUUUGCGACAAGAUCAACUGGUCAUCCAGAUGAUUCGUUUGAUGGACAGGUUGAUGAAGAGGGAUCAGCUGGAUUUGAGACUGACGCCUUACUCCGUGCUCGCAACCGGCUUGACCGAGGGUUUUGUCCAAUUCGUGAAAGCAACACCGCUUCGCGACAUUUUCACUCAAUACCAGACGAUUCCGGCUUACCUACAAGCAAAACGCCCGUCACGAGACCAUCCAUUGAAAAUUGAAACAGAGGUUGUCGAGAACUAUGUGCGAUCUCUGGCCGGCUACAGCAUCGUUUGCUAUAUACUUGGGAUUGGUGAUCGACACAACGACAACCUGUUGCUUUGCGAAAACGGCAAAUUAUUCCACGUCGAUUUUGGCUAUAUGCUGGGUCGAGAUCCAAAACCACUGCCACCACCAAUGAAGCUCUCCUCGGAAAUGAUGCUGCUGAUUUCGUCUGAUCAAAAAUGGUACGACGAGUUCAUCUCGUACUGCGACUCGGCUUUCAAGAUUUUGCGACGCAAUGCAAAUGUUAUCCUGAACCUGUUCUCGCUGAUGUUAGACGCCGGCAUCCCCGACAUUGCCAUCGAGAAGGACAAGGCCGUUUUUAAGAUCGAAACCCGCAUGCAACUGGGCCUCAAUGAGGAGCAGGCGUCCCAGUUCAUGAUGAAGCUGAUCGAGAGCAGCCAACAGGCCAAAAUGCCCGUGCUCGUUGACUUCAUCCACGAUUUCAAACUCCGCUUCUUC
This is a messenger RNA of Mesorhabditis spiculigera, 2664 nucleotides long. The record is from the annotation of a GenBank genome assembly. NCBI's taxonomy places the organism in Eukaryota, Metazoa, Nematoda, Chromadorea, Rhabditida, Rhabditidae.